Molecule: messenger RNA, 699 nt
Organism: Aspergillus versicolor CBS 583.65
Lineage: Eukaryota; Fungi; Ascomycota; Eurotiomycetes; Eurotiales; Aspergillaceae
Product: putative secreted glycosyl hydrolase
Exons: 2
Coding region: 1-699 (232 amino acids)
Biological process (GO): carbohydrate catabolic process; peptidoglycan catabolic process; cell wall macromolecule catabolic process
Molecular function (GO): lysozyme activity
Source: RefSeq, a predicted model, not a curated record
AUGCGCAUCACUUCCUGGUGGCUCUUGUCCGCCCUCGCAUCGCUGGCUUCCAGCACCUCCCUGCCUGUGAAUGGCACCCGGGGAAUCGACCUGUUCGAGAUCCAUCUCCCUGUGAACUGGAAGAAUGCCGUCGCGGACGGUGUGGAAUUUGUUUUUGUCAAGGCAACAGAGGGCACCAACUACAAAAACCUGCGAUAUCCCUCGCAAACAGAGAACGCCGCCCCAGGAGUCUUCCACGGCGCAAUCCACUUCGCGUCCGCCGCAUCCAGCAGCGGCGCAGACCAGGCUAAAUUCUUCCUGAACAACGGCGGGAACUGGACGGCCGAUGGAGAGACCCUGCCUGGCGUGCUGGAGAUGGAGGGUAACAUCGCGGGCAAACUAUGCCACGGGAUGGAAGCAGAUGAAAUCACAGACUGGAUGGCGGAUUUUUCAAACACUUAUAAGCAGGCUACGGGGCGGCCGCCGCUGCUGUUUCUCUCUGCGAAGUGGUGGGGACAGUGUGCUGGGAAUGAUACCUCCUUUGCGGCCGAGCAUCCCCUGUGGCUGGCGAAUUGGGCGGAUGAGAUGGGCGCGUUGCCUGUGGGUUGGAAGGAGGCAACAUUCUGGCAGUAUGCGGCGAUGAGUGGGAAUGGGGGGGAGGGAGAUGUGUUUUUGGGGAGUAGGGACGAGUUGACGAGGUUUGCUUUGGGGGAGCUGUAA